Messenger RNA from Bubalus bubalis (water buffalo), 1434 nucleotides. RefSeq names its product calcium homeostasis modulator family member 6 (gene CALHM6). Lineage: Eukaryota; Metazoa; Chordata; Mammalia; Artiodactyla; Bovidae. Gene Ontology annotation, molecular function: monoatomic cation channel activity. The coding region runs from base 336 to 1286 and encodes 316 amino acids. The record is from RefSeq and is a predicted model, not a curated record. The transcript has 2 exons.
CUGGUUCCCUGUCAGUGUGGAGGAAACAAAAGCUACAGUGGAACAGGCCCUAUCUUCUUCCUCAAUUGAGGGAUAAAGGUCACCAAUGCGCCUGCUUCUGGAAAGGGGUGGGCAUGGGGAGGUCGGCGGCCUGUGUGCUUGGAUCUGCCACAAUUAGUUGGGUUGAAAUAAGAAAGUGAAAGCUCAAGACACCCUGAGAAACCCUCUUCCCUUUUUUGGAAGGUGCUACUUGGGGCACGGGCAAACGCCAGAUCCCCCAAAACCUUUCAGGAGCUGGGCGGCGAAGAGGCAGAAGCAGCCGAGCCUUGUCCACGGCUCCCUAGGGUAGGAGAUCCAUGGAGAAGUUUCGGGAGGUGUUGAACUUGCACCUCAAACAGGGUAACGCUCUGGGCUACUGCCUGGUGAGCCUACUGACAGCGGGCGGGGAGCGCAUCUUCUCCACCACGGUGUUCCAGUGCCCCUGCAGCGUCGCCUGGAACCUGCCCUACGGUCUGGUCUUUCUGCUGGUGCCGGCGCUGGCUCUCUUCCUCCUGGGCUACGUGCUGAGCGCGCGCACCUGGCGCCUGCUGACCGGCUGCUGCGCGCGGAGCUGCGGCUCGGGGCUGCGCGGGGCCCUGGUGUGCGCGCAGAUCAGCGCCACCGCCGCGGUGGCGCCGCUCACCUGGGUGGCCGUGGCGCUGCUCGGGGGCGCCUUCUAUGAGUGCGCCGCCAGCGGGAGCGAGGUCCUGGCGGGGUACCUGUGCGUGGGCCGCGACCCGCGCUGCGCCGCCCAGCUGCCGCUGGUGCCCUGCCAGCAGGCCCUGGCGCCCGACGUGAAGCAGCUGCAGAAGGAGCUGCAGAAGGAGCUCACGGCGCACUCGCAGGUGUUAGGCUGGGUCCUGAUAGCAGUUGUUAUCAGCCUCCUCCUGAUUUGUACAUCAAUCACUCGAUGCCUGUCUCCAGUUAGUUACCUGCAGCUGAAAUUUUGGAAAAUCUAUUUGCAACAGGAGCAACAGAUUCUUAAAAGUCAAGCCACAGAACAUGCAACGCAACUGGCGAAAGAAAAUAUCAAAUGUUUCUUUGAGUGCUCACAUCCACAGGAAUACAACACUCCAAGCAUUAAAGACUGGCAACAGAUUUCAUCGCUAUAUACUUUCAAUCCAAAGGAGCAGUACUACAGCACUUUGCACAAAUAUGUGAACAAAAAACAGAAGAAUCAAAGUAGCACAUCUUCUGAAGAAGAUGCAAUGGUUCCUGUUCUUGGCUUUGUAGAUUCAUCUGAUAUGAACAGCACUACAGACUUAUGAACUUGUUAAUGAAUGGGAAAAGAAAGCUCUUCUGAAUUAUUGAUUCCUUUAAAAAAAAUAAAUGUGGGUAUUGUUUAUGACUCCUCUGUUUGGUCUUCCAAGUUAUGGAAACAUAGAAUAUUAAAUAAAAUAGAAAUUUAGAAUUUUA